AUGUCUACACAAAGGGCAGUCGUUCACGUCUCCAAGGGCGUCUCUGAGCUGCGCAAUGACAUUCCUCUUCCCAAGCUUCCUGCCGACAAUUGGCUUCUCGUUAAGACGAAAGCCGUAGCUUUAAACCCAACUGACUGGAAGAGCAUCGAACAUUCGACCGCGCCGGGCGCUAUUGCUGGGUGCGACUAUGCUGGUGUAGUCGAGGAAGUCGGCAAGGCUGUGACCAACUACAAGGUUGGAGACCGAAUUGCUGGAUUUGUUCGUGGAGGGGACCCUGCGGAUCAUUCUAAUGGCGCUUUCGCCGAGCACAUCAAGGCCAAGACUGGAAUCAAUCUGAAGAUACCUGAUAGCAUGUCCUUCGAGGACGCGUCGACUUUGGGUGUUGGAAUCACAACUGUUGCCCAAGGCUUGUACCAGGAGCUUGGCCUGCCGCUACCGCCUGCGAGGGUGCAAGAGCCGACCCCAGUCCUCAUCUACGGCGGCUCUACCGCGACAGGAACGCUCGCCAUUCAGUACGCGAAGGCGUCAGGAUGCGAGGUUAUCGCGACAUCUUCGCCUCACAACUUCGACUUGCUCCGCAAGCUCGGCGCUGACCAGGUCUUCAACUAUAAGGACGUUGAUGUUGGCGCUCAGAUUCGCAAAGCUACCGACGACAAGCUCAAGCUGGCUUUCGACUGCAUCGCCGAAGGAAACUCAUUUGAGAUCACUGCUGCUGCCAUCAGCUCCAGCGGCGGCCACAUGUCCGCUCUUCUGCCGGUCAAGGACUACCCAAGGAGUGACGUAAAGACCAAGUUCACUUUUGCCUACACGGCGCUUGGUGAGACGUUCAAUGAAAGAGUUGCAGCCAACCAGGAAGACUAUGAAUUUGGUGCGAAGUUCUGGAAGCAGGCUGAAGACUGGUUCAACAACGGCAAGAUCACGACUCACCCGACUGAGGUUCGAAGUGGACUGGCUGGUGUUCCACAGGGCUUGCAAGAUCUGAAAGAUGGCAAUGUGUCAGGUGUAAAGCUUGUAUACAGGGUCGAUUAA
Molecule: messenger RNA, 1029 nt
Organism: Alternaria atra
Lineage: Eukaryota; Fungi; Ascomycota; Dothideomycetes; Pleosporales; Pleosporaceae
Exons: 2
Coding region: 1-1029 (342 amino acids)
Molecular function (GO): oxidoreductase activity, acting on NAD(P)H
Source: RefSeq, a predicted model, not a curated record